This is a messenger RNA of Aspergillus terreus NIH2624, 1356 nucleotides long. Its product is annotated as glycoside hydrolase family 18 protein. The transcript is spliced from 4 exons. Gene Ontology annotation, cellular component: extracellular region. Bases 1 to 1356 code for a protein of 451 amino acids. The record is from RefSeq and is a predicted model, not a curated record. Gene Ontology annotation, biological process: carbohydrate metabolic process; chitin catabolic process. NCBI's taxonomy places the organism in Eukaryota, Fungi, Ascomycota, Eurotiomycetes, Eurotiales, Aspergillaceae. Gene Ontology annotation, molecular function: chitin binding; chitinase activity.
AUGCUUCUCUUCAUUCUCCUCUGUCUAUCAUGGCUGACCCGCGCAGCUCCAGUCGACCCCCUCGCACCCGAUCUCGACCCCCCAACCAACACAACCAGCUAUAUCUCAGCCGCCUACUACGUGAACUGGGCAAUCUACGGCCGAAACCACCACCCGCAGGACCUCCCCAUCAACAAGCUCACCCACGUCCUCUACGCCUUCGCCAACAUCAACCCGCAGUCCGGCGAGGUCUACCUCACCGACCCCUGGGCCGACCUCGAAAAGCACUACGCCGGCGACUCCUGGUCCGAGCCCGCCGCCGCCAACGCCUACGGCUGCGUCAAGCAGCUGUUCCUGCUGAAGCAGCGCAACCGCGCGCUGAAGGUCCUCCUCUCCGUCGGCGGGUGGACGUACUCGAAGAACUUUGCCGCGCCGGCGAGCAGCGCGGCCGGGCGGAAGAGGUUCGCUGAGUCGGCCGUCAAUAUCAUGCAGGAUGUUGGGUUUGAUGGGAUUGAUGUUGAUUGGGAGUACCCCGAGACCGACGCCCAGGCCACCGACUACGUUUUCCUGCUGCAGGCCGUCCGCGAGGAACUCGACCUGUACAGCCGCGCACACGCAGACGGCAAACACUUCCUCCUCACCGUCGCCAGUCCAGCCGGUACCCUGUCCCUCCCCCCUUCCCCCUUUCCCUUCCCACUAAGUAACAGGCUAGGCCCUUCGCACUUCACAACCCUAAAACUCUCCGCCAUGAACGCCCACCUCGACUUCUGGAACCUCAUGGCAUACGACUACGCCGGCAGCUGGGACCGGACAGCCGCGCACAGCGCGAACCUGCACGCCGCGGCGGACGGCAACGCCAGCACGCCGUUCAACACGGACCAGGCGGUCGACUACUACACGGCGCAGGGGGUGCCGGCGCGGCGCCUCGUGCUGGGGAUGCCGCUGUACGGGCGGGCGUUUGCGGACACGGACGGGCCGGGCAGCGCGUUCCAUGGGGUCGGCGGCGAGGGCAGCUGGGAGGCCGGGGUGUGGGAUUACAAGGCGCUGCCGAGGGCGGGCGCGGUGGUCAGCGAGAUGGAGGCCGUGGGUGCGGCGUGGAGCUAUGAUGCGGCGAGGAGGGUGAUGGUUAGCUAUGAUACGCCGGCCGUGGCGCGGUGGAAAGGGGCGUAUAUUCGGGAGAGGGAGUUGGGGGGUGCGAUGUGGUGGGAGAGUAGUGGGGAUGGGGGUGGGGAGGGGAGUUUGAUUAGUAUUCUGGUUGAUGAACUCGGGGGCGUUGCUGCGCUCGAUCAGAGCGAGAAUCACCUCGAGUAUCCGACUUCGCGGUUCGACAAUCUGCGCAAGGGGUUCACUAGUUCUUCAACUCCUUCAGGGAGAUAG